AUGCGCUCAUAUUCCGCCCCGCAAGCAGUUGUUCUGCUUGCCUUCCGCCACAUACGAACUAACCAUAUCCGGAUGGCCCACUUCGCUAUCCCGCGGACAACCCCGAAGGUGCGAAAAGUGCAAAUCGGCGUCGAAGAUUUUCAUACACCCCCCCCGGCCACCUUAAUUUGCAAUUGCUUCAGAGAGUCUUGUAGUAACCUAUGGGGUAAUUUGGCCUUCGAACCUUACAAAGUUUCUUUGGAAGGGCAAAUUAGACUGUUCUACGUUGGUUUUCCGCCCAUGGAUGAUCGCCCUGGAAUGGCGGAAAAUACUCAUGAAGUCUGGGAAAGGCACUCUUUGGUCAACCCCAAGUUCCUCAGACUGAAGCUUUGCCCAAUUCCACCAUCCAACAAAGACUACCCAGAAAGCCGGUAUGGUAAGACACAGAGCGAGGCCUCCUCCAAAAGUCUCCAAUCCCUUCUUAUGAUCUUGGAAUAUCUCAACAAGGAACCCAGCAAGGCAGAUGCGGCUUCCCAAACCCCAGAGCACGAUCUGUUGACUGAAGGUAAUAUGAAAGAAAUUGUACUACAGGGUCAGCUUGAGAUUGAAUGCGCAACAACGCACAACGUAUCUGACGGCGGCGAGAGCAACUUGAGCCCAGCAUCUUUGAAUCAGGACCAAAUGCUGAGAACACUAGACGCGACGGGUAACGGUGCAAAUACUGACGCCAAUAUAGUUAAAGUGGUCACCGAGGAUUUUGAGACACUCUUCGCUAUUCUCAUUAAUCUAAUUCGACCGCGCCAAGACGCAUGCACCAUGAGCUUGGAGGUUUCUGAUCCCCACUGCGAGUACACGCCGUUAGCCGUAGCUCGUCAAUCCCAAGUCGUAAGCAUGUGCCCAGAUAUCGAAAAGCGCCUUCAUGCCUUCCGCCUUCUCCAUAGGUCGUUAAAUGGUAUGAUCAAGUCCGCAUACAUUGAUACGUCGCCACCGAAGGCCCAGUCGGUGCCAGUAUUCAUAUACAAGAGGAUGCUAGAUGAUAAUUAUCGAACGGAUGAUUGGUGGUCUUCAUCCUCUGCUGGAUUAAACUGGUCUGAGAAUCCCGGUCAAACCAGACUACUAUCGAUCAGCUUACGUUACGUACUACGGACUGUUGGCCACGCUGCUAUCGAUAGUCAGCGGGUGAUUCAACCAUUAAUCAACGGAAAACGGAUUGCGCUACUGAAUCUCUUCUCCAAUCCUAUCGUGGAUCGAGACAAUCUUUCUUUAAAUAACUUCUGGAAUACCAAGACAAGUGUAGUCAGACUACAGGUCAUGCUAAUUGAAAAGCAUACGAAGAUCAUGCUGACAAGUUUCGAUUGA
Messenger RNA from Lindgomyces ingoldianus, 1338 nucleotides. RefSeq lists its product as uncharacterized. The transcript has 12 exons. The coding region runs from base 1 to 1338 and encodes 445 amino acids. The record is from RefSeq and is a predicted model, not a curated record. Lineage: Eukaryota; Fungi; Ascomycota; Dothideomycetes; Pleosporales; Lindgomycetaceae.